AUGUCAAAAAACACAACAGAGAACUCGACUGACCCUCACUCAGCUCUUCUAGGUGUGUUCCUGGGAAGCAUUUCACUGAUCACGAUUGUCAUGAAUAUAUUAGUACUAUGUGCUGUGAAAACUGAAAAGAAGCUGCAAACAGUUGGCAAUUUAUACAUUGUCAGCCUCUCUAUUGCAGAUCUUAUAGUUGGUACAGCUGUUAUGCCCCUGAAUAUUGUUUAUCACCUAAGUCCUGUGUGGACUCUAGGCUUACCAGCUUGUUUGUUCUGGCUGUCAAUGGAUUAUGUGGCCAGUACUGCAUCCAUUUUCAGUCUCUUCAUAUUGUGCAUUGACCGUUAUCGUUCAGUUCAGCAACCACUGAAGUAUCUCAGGUAUAGAACAAAAAUGAGAGCAUUGCUAAUGAUUUUGGGGGUUUGGUUGCUCUCUUUCAUGUGGGUCAUUCCAAUCCUAGGAUGGCAUGUUUUUACUAAUAAUGGGAAAAGGAAAGGAAAGGAAAACAAAUGUGAAACUGAAUUCUCUGAAGUUGCCUGGUUUAAAGUGUUGACAGCCAUUGUCAAUUUCUACCUACCCUCUAUCAUGAUGCUAUGGUUCUACUACAAAAUAUUCAGAGCUGUUCGAAAACAUUGUCGGCACCGAGAGUUCAUCGGUGAAUCAUAUCCGUCUUCCUCAGAAAAAAAACCCAUGCAUCAUAGUAAGACAAAGGAUGAGCAAAAUAUUUGUCUCCAAAACCAAAUCUUAGAUGAGAAAACCCCUCCCAAAGACAAGCAAAGCUCUCUUCAGCCCAAAAAUAUGGAGGCAGAGCUUCAUUUCAGUAAUCCUGACAAGUCUUCAAAGGCAUUCGUUAGCAAGAGUAAUAAGAAAGUCCUUAAAUGGAGCUGUUUUCCUCUCACUACUGCCCAGUCUGAGCCAGGCCUGGAUAAAGCAGGAAAGAAGUGUGUGUGUGUAACAAAAGACAACGAAAAUGAAGAGAAGCCUUGCUCACAAGACAGUGACUUAAGCAAUGCAUCAGACAACCAUACUUUCACAGAGGAGGUACCCUGUAGAGAGCACUCCAGUUCUAACCCUGAAGGAGCCUGCAGUCCUCAGGAAAAGACUGACAACAGGGAUUUUGGAGGACUGACUUACCUGAGGAAAACCUGGCAAAAUCUGCAUACCCAUUCCAAAAGGGACAUGCAAGGACUGCAUGGGAACAGGGAGAGGAAAGCAGCUAAGCAGUUAGGGGUCAUAAUGGCAGCUUUUAUGCUGUGCUGGAGUCCCUAUUUUGUAUUAUUUAUGGUAAUAGCUUUCCAUGGCAAUGAACAAUUUUUGAAAUUACACAUGUUCACUAUAUGGCUUGGCUAUGUGAACUCCACCUUAAAUCCAUUCCUGUAUCCUCUUUGUAACCAGAAUUUCAAGAAGACAUUCAAAAAGAUCCUUCACAUUCACUGA
Molecule: messenger RNA, 1428 nt
Organism: Fulmarus glacialis (Northern fulmar)
Lineage: Eukaryota; Metazoa; Chordata; Aves; Procellariiformes; Procellariidae
Gene: HRH1
Product: histamine receptor H1
Exons: 1
Coding region: 1-1428 (475 amino acids)
Biological process (GO): chemical synaptic transmission; positive regulation of vasoconstriction; regulation of vascular permeability
Cellular component (GO): dendrite; membrane
Molecular function (GO): neurotransmitter receptor activity; G protein-coupled serotonin receptor activity; histamine receptor activity
Source: RefSeq, a predicted model, not a curated record